Molecule: messenger RNA, 804 nt
Organism: Trypanosoma rangeli
Lineage: Eukaryota; Euglenozoa; Kinetoplastea; Trypanosomatida; Trypanosomatidae
Product: N5-glutamine methyltransferase MTQ2
Exons: 1
Coding region: 1-804 (267 amino acids)
Biological process (GO): methylation
Cellular component (GO): eRF1 methyltransferase complex
Molecular function (GO): protein methyltransferase activity; S-adenosylmethionine-dependent methyltransferase activity; nucleic acid binding
Source: RefSeq, a predicted model, not a curated record
AUGGCAGUUACCCCUGACUACUUCCACUGUAUCACGGAUCCGAUAUUUCACACCAGCGUGUACGAGCCGGAGGCAGACACGUUUUUGUUGCUCGAGGCGCUCGACAAAGACGCGGAUGUGCUUCGCACACUGCAGCCGCGUCGCUGCGUGGAGAUUGGCUGCGGGUCGGGGACUGUCAUCACUCACCUGCAACUCGUCUUGUCUGGUGUUUCAGGGGGCGCAAGUAGAACGCAGGAGGGGCGGUGUUUGAGCAGCAGUGCGUGGCGAGGAGAGUGCCACGCAGUCGACAUAAACCCUGUGGCGUUGGAAGCGACCAGUAUUACAUGGAGGACAUCCCUGCAGCGUCUAUGGGGUGAUGCGGCUCCACGACUUCAUCUUCACCAUGGGGACUUGUUUGGUCCGUUUCAACACGACGGUACUGAGGGCCAACAGGUGGUCGAGACUGAAGAAUUCGAUGUGAUUCUUUUCAACCCGCCGUACGUUCCAACCAGCACGGAGGAGCUGGAGAGCGCUGGGAAGCAAGGAGACUUCAUCACGGCGGCUUGGUGUGGUGGCCCACGCGGGCGGGUGGUGGUGGAUCGAUUUGUUUCUCAGCUCCCCCGUUUCCUCUCCGCUGGCGGCGUGUGCUACAUUGUUGCGAUCGCCCAGAAUGAUGUGCCUGGGUUGAUGAAGACGAUUUGCACCGCCUUCAGGGGGGCCACACAAGCUGAGGCCGCAGUGGAGACUACAGUGGUCUCCGAACGGUACACCGGGGAACAUUUGAAGGUGAUCCGUGUGCGGCGGGGGACCUCGCACAAUUCAUGA